AUGGACGGCUCUGCAAAUGGACGGCUCUGCGCAUGGACAGCUCUACGCAUGGGCGGCUCUGCGCAUGGACGGCUCUGCAAAUGGACGGCAGUGCUCGUGGACGCCACUGUGUAUGGACGCCACUGUGAGAGCGUUACUGCUGAUCCCACAACAUAA
This is a messenger RNA of Pelobates cultripes (western spadefoot toad), 156 nucleotides long. NCBI's taxonomy places the organism in Eukaryota, Metazoa, Chordata, Amphibia, Anura, Pelobatidae. The record is from the annotation of a GenBank genome assembly.